Molecule: messenger RNA, 654 nt
Organism: Hylaeus volcanicus
Lineage: Eukaryota; Metazoa; Arthropoda; Insecta; Hymenoptera; Colletidae
Product: pre-mRNA-splicing factor RBM22-like
Exons: 1
Coding region: 1-654 (217 amino acids)
Cellular component (GO): Prp19 complex; U2-type catalytic step 2 spliceosome; U2-type catalytic step 1 spliceosome
Molecular function (GO): metal ion binding; U6 snRNA binding; pre-mRNA binding
Source: RefSeq, a predicted model, not a curated record
AUGGCUCACCGGGAGUUAACGGUUGAAACAGGAGUCACAUCAAGAGGAUGGGAAACAUCUACGUUUCCUCUUGUGUGUGAAACAUGCUUAGGAGAUAACCCUUACAUUCGUAUGAUAAGGUUAACGACAGGAAAAGAAUGCCGAAUUUGUACACGACCUUAUACAUCGUUUCGUUGGCAACCAGGGGGUAAAGCGCGUUAUAAAAACACUAUUAUUUGCCAAACAUGUGCAAAAGUAAAAAACGUGUGUCAAGUUUGUUUGUUUGAUUUGGAAUUUGGCUUGCCUGUUGAAGUGCGAGAUAAAUUUUUGGAUGAGUCUCAAAAAUUAGAGUUACCUACCUCUCAGUUAAAUCGUGAUUAUGCUAUGAACAAAUUAGAUACCACUACUACGCCUUAUAAUAAUUCAGAUAUUCAUCCAAUGUUAUUACAAUUAGCACGUCAUCAGCCUUAUUAUAAAAGAAAUGAAUCCCGUGUUUGCACCUUUUGGGUUCGAGGAGAGUGUAAACGAGGAGAGGAAUGCCCCUAUCGUCACGAAGUAGAUACGCAUCAUGAUCCUAAUUUAGCCGACCAAAAUACUAAAAAUCGUUAUAUGGGGAAAGAUGAUCCUGUCGCUCAUAAAAUUCUUUCCCAAAUAAAUCCGAAUCAAACAUCAUAA